Anopheles marshallii is the source of this 1554-nucleotide messenger RNA. RefSeq lists its product as uncharacterized. The transcript is spliced from 6 exons. Lineage: Eukaryota; Metazoa; Arthropoda; Insecta; Diptera; Culicidae. The record is from RefSeq and is a predicted model, not a curated record. Bases 1 to 1554 code for a protein of 517 amino acids.
AUGUCCCCGAACGCCACCCCACGCGCAUGGGGUUGGUGGAGUAGCGCUGACGGGCGGACGCCAUGUCGCCGACACGCUCCACAGCACCAUUUGUCAACCGGGCGACAAAUGAUCGGUCUCCGGGCGCUGGCAGCGCUGCUGCUCAUUCUGGCAGUUUUGCCGACCGCUUUGUGCCACCCGAGAAGUUACAGUGCCGGCAUCGACCAUACCGCAUCGAUUGCAGCCAAUGGAACAGCUAACAGAACCGCCAACACGUACAAACGCACAGCUCCGCAAACAAACGGUGCGCUACCGUGGAAGGGGCCGUCGCCGCUAGCAACAUCAGCAACGACAGGUAGGGUGACAUCGCCGGCGGGUCGGCGAAUUCUGCGGCCGCAACGCGUACACCACCACCGCACCGGAGACGUCCGCGUCGGGCGCAACACGGGCGCAGGCGGUACAGUCAACGAUCAGAUAGGCGCUAGCAUUCAUAAACACCAUAGCAAAUCGAUCGAUCGAGUUCCAACGGUAAAGCAGCGUAUGUACAAGAAUGUCCAGCAAGGCUCCGUCACGCUGGAGAUGGGUAGUCAGGCAUUUCUGGAACCGGACCAGAACUUAACGCUAGCGUUUGCCACCAAGCAAGAUUCUGCUGUACAGCGACAACGUAAUUCCUCGGCGAAAAGAAAAAACGGACGACAACAGCACGGUUCCCAUCAUCACGUUAAAGGACCGGGCAGUAUGGUGGCCGGCGGUGGACCCAGACGUAAUGGAUCACCUCCACAGCUGAAGUUCACAAACAUUGGCGAUCUGUGUAUCAGAUGCCCGCCGGAGCGGACGGCGAUCGCACGGAAAGGGCUGGACGGUGUUAUGAUUGAACCGCCGUGCCUGUCCACCUGCAAUGGACGACCGAUAUCCAAGGAACUGUACGAGCUGGAAACGCUGUUCGGACCGAAGGCAAACUUUGUGCUGCCCCAUUCGAAUGGGCCUCCGUACAGCUUCCUGGCGAAGGUGAUCAGCAAACAGACGGGCAACACGGUGCUUACCUGCGAUCUGCGUUACCGGGUGAUCGUGAAGCAGUGCAAACGGUACAAGCCGAAGAAUCGCGAUCUGAAAGUAAGCUGCAGUCUGGGGCAUAUCUGGGGUUCGCGCUGUACGUUCCAUUGCCGGAGCGGGGGCUAUCUUAGCCGACCGAACUCCUACGUCGAAUGUGGCGAGGAUGAGCUGUGGGAAGGAGAAGAACCGUACUGCGUGUUUAAUGAUGUAUCCGACGAUUAUGCGGCCGAUAGCGAUACGGCGAACGUUGCAGGCGAUUGCCAGCUGGAUAUUCCGCCGGAAAAUGGACGCUUUGCCUGUGAUCUGAGAGACAACGAAAGUGCUUCGAACGAACUGGCCGUCCCGAAUGGUACCGCGUGCCAGGUGAAGUGUAACGACGGUUACCAUGUCCCUGGACAUCUUCAACCUGCCAUUUACUUCCAGUGCAGCGACGGUCAAUGGAACAACACUAUGCGUCCCUUCUGCUAUAAACCGACACCAAUCCCUGGCGGAAAUAGCCAGCGGCGUCGAGUAUACGGAUAG